Vicia villosa (hairy vetch) is the source of this 432-nucleotide messenger RNA. RefSeq lists its product as uncharacterized. NCBI's taxonomy places the organism in Eukaryota, Viridiplantae, Streptophyta, Magnoliopsida, Fabales, Fabaceae. The transcript has a single exon. Gene Ontology annotation, molecular function: RNA-DNA hybrid ribonuclease activity; nucleic acid binding. The coding region runs from base 1 to 432 and encodes 143 amino acids. The record is from RefSeq and is a predicted model, not a curated record.
AUGGCAUGUGGUGGUAUUUAUAGAGAUAACAAUGCUAUUUAUUUAGGAAGCUUUUGUGAUUAUAUAGGAGAAGAAAAUUCUGAAUUGGCUGAGCUUUGGGUAGCCAUGCUUGCUAUUGAGAAAGCUGUUAGUUUGGGAUGGAGGAUGUUUUGGAUUGAAACAAAUUGUUUACUUGUGGUGAAAGCCUUCUCCGAUCCGGCUCUUGUUCCUUGGAAAAUAAGAUCUCGUUGGCGCCGUUGUCAUGAUUUGUCGCAAAGUAUAGAUUUCAUGAUAUCGCAUAUUUAUCGGGAAGCCAAUUUUUGUGCUGAUUAUCUGGCGAAUAUAGGGCAUAGUAGUAGAUCUUUUUGUUGGUUUAGGUUUGUUCAUCCUUUUAUUGUAAAGGAUUACCUUUUAGACAGGGAUGGUAUACCUAAAUUUAGGCUCUUUCGUUAA